Messenger RNA from Jaculus jaculus (lesser Egyptian jerboa), 7311 nucleotides. It is a transcript of the gene Afdn, whose product is annotated as afadin, adherens junction formation factor. Gene Ontology annotation, cellular component: adherens junction. The record is from RefSeq and is a predicted model, not a curated record. Gene Ontology annotation, biological process: signal transduction; regulation of protein localization. The coding region runs from base 18 to 5540 and encodes 1840 amino acids. Gene Ontology annotation, molecular function: cell adhesion molecule binding. Lineage: Eukaryota; Metazoa; Chordata; Mammalia; Rodentia; Dipodidae. The transcript has 35 exons.
CGAGUGCGGCCGCGACCAUGUCGGCGGGCGGCCGCGACGAGGAGCGGCGGAAGCUGGCCGACAUCAUCCACCACUGGAACGCCAACCGGCUGGACCUGUUCGAGAUCAGCCAGCCGACCGAGGAUCUGGAGUUCCAUGGAGUGAUGCGAUUUUAUUUUCAAGAUAAAGCUGCUGGAAACUUUGCAACAAAAUGUAUCCGGGUCUCUAGCACUGCAACCACUCAAGAUGUGAUCGAAACGCUGGCAGAGAAAUUCCGUCCUGAUAUGCGCAUGCUGUCUUCUCCCAAGUAUUCACUCUAUGAAGUGCAUGUCAGUGGAGAAGAAAGAAGAUUGGACAUUGAUGAGAAGCCUCUAGUUGUGCAGUUGAAUUGGAACAAAGAUGAUCGGGAGGGUAGAUUUGUCCUUAAGAACGAGAAUGAUGCCAUUCCGGCUAAGAAGGCUCAGAGUAAUGGACCUGAAAAACAGGAAAAAGAAGGUGUUAUCCAGAACUUCAAGAGAACUCUGUCGAAGAAAGAAAAGAAGGAAAAAAAGAAGAGAGAAAAAGAGGCAUUGAGACAGGCAUCUGAUAAGGAAGAUAGGCCUGCUCUAGGAGAUGACAGUGAGAAUUCUCGGUUGGCUGCUGAGGUUUACAAAGACAUGCCUGAAACCAGCUUCACUCGAACCAUUUCUAAUCCUGAGGUAGUUAUGAAACGGCGUAGGCAACAAAAACUGGAAAAGAGAAUGCAAGAGUUUCGGAGCUCAGAUGGGAGGCCUGACUCAGGUGGAACAUUGAGAAUAUAUGCGGAUAGUUUAAAACCAAAUAUUCCCUACAAGACAAUCCUGCUGUCUACUACAGAUACUGUAGACUUUGCUGUUGCUGAAGCUUUAGAGAAGUAUGGUCUGGAAAAAGAGAAUCCUAAGGACUACUGUAUUGCCCGGGUUAUGCUUCCUCCUGGAGCUCAGCAUUCUGAUGAAAAAGGUGCUAAGGAAAUGAUUCUUGAUGAUGAUGAGUGUCCUUUGCAAAUCUUCAGGGAAUGGCCAAGUGACAAAGGGAUUUUAGUCUUUCAGUUGAAGAGGAGGCCACCAGACUAUGUCCCAAAGAAAAUGCAGAAGCAUGUUGAAGGGAAGCUGCUGAGAGGGAAGGAGAGAGCUGGCGGGUCUGGUUAUGGCUCUGCUCUUCCUGCUGAGAAGCUGCCUUACUUAGUGGAGUUAAGCCCAGGGAGAAGGAAUCACUUUGCCUACUACAGCUAUCACACUUACGAAGAUGGCUCUGAUUCCAGAGAUAAGCCAAAGCUCUACCGCCUUCAAGUAAGCGUGACUGAAGUCGGGACAGAAAAGUUCGAAGACAACUCUAUCCAGUUGUUUGGCCCAGGAAUUCAGCCCCAUCACUGUGACCUCACCAACAUGGAUGGCGUGGUCACUGUAACUCCCAGAAGUAUGGAUGCAGAGACCUAUGUGGAUGGCCAGCGCAUCUCUGAGACCACCAUGUUGCAGAGCGGCAUGAAAGUGCAGUUUGGCACGUCACAUGUGUUUAAGUUUGUGGACCCCAGUCAGGACCAUGCUCUUGCAAAGAGAUCUGUGGAUGCAAGCCUGAUGGUGAAAGGCCCAAGACAUAAAUCUGGAACUGUUCAGGAGACAACCUUUGAUUUAGGAGGAGAUAUUCACAGUGGGACGGCAUUGCCAACAAGCAGGAGCACUACUAGACUGGACAGUGACAGGGUGUCAUCUGCCUCCAGCACGGCUGAGCGAGGGAUGGUGAAGCCGAUGAUCCGGCUGGAUCAGGAGCAGGACUACCGCAGACGAGAAAGCAGAACUCAGGAUGCUGGUGGGCCUGAACUGAUACUGCCUGCAAGCAUUGAAUUCAGGGAGAGUUCUGAAGAUUCGUUUUUGUCUGCCAUUAUAAAUUACACAAAUAGCUCUACAGUCCACUUUAAGUUGUCGCCUACAUAUGUGUUGUACAUGGCAUGUCGGUAUGUAUUGUCCAGCCAGCACAGACCCGACAUCAGUCCUACAGAACGCACACAUAAGGCCGUGGCCGUCGUCAACAAGAUGGUGAGCAUGAUGGAAGGGGUCAUUCAGGAAGUAGACCAGGUUGAUCAGAAACAAAAGAACAUUGCAGGAGCUCUUGCCUUCUGGAUGGCAAAUGCAUCUGAACUUCUCAACUUCAUCAAGCAAGACCGAGACCUCAGUCGGAUCACCUUGGAUGCCCAGGAUGUUUUAGCACACUUGGUUCAGAUGGCAUUUAAGUACUUGGUUCAUUGUCUUCAGUCAGAACUUAACAACUACAUGCCAGCAUUUCUGGAUGACCCUGAAGAGAACAGUCUGCAGAGACCAAAAAUAGAUGAUGUGCUGCAUACACUCACCGGAGCCAUGUCCUUGCUGCGGCGCUGUAGAGUCAAUGCUGCCCUGACCAUCCAGCUUUUCUCUCAGCUUUUCCACUUUAUCAAUAUGUGGCUAUUCAACAGAUUGGUGACUGACCCAGAUUCAGGGUUAUGCUCCCACUACUGGGGAGCCAUUAUCCGCCAGCAGCUGGGACAUAUUGAAGCCUGGGCAGAGAAGCAGGGGCUAGAGCUGGCAGCUGAUUGUCAUCUGAGCAGAAUCGUGCAGGCAACUACUUUGCUUACCAUGGAUAAGUAUGUGCCUGAUGAUAUCCCAAAUAUCAACAGCACCUGCUUUAAGUUAAACUCAUUGCAACUCCAAGCCUUGUUACAGAACUAUCACUGUGCACCUGAUGAGCCUUUUAUUCCUGCGGAUCUUAUAGAAAAUGUGGUGGCUGUUGCUGAGAACACAGCUGAUGAGCUUGCCCGCAGUGAUGGCAGAGAUGUGCAGUUGGAGGAAGACCCUGACCUGCAGUUGCCUUUUCUUUUGCCAGAAGAUGGCUAUUCCUGUGAUGUUGUCAGAAACAUUCCAAGCGGUUUACAAGAAUUUUUAGACCCACUGUGCCAGAGAGGAUUUUGCAGGUUAAUUCCUCACACACAUUCACCAGGAACUUGGACAAUAUAUUUUGAAGGAGCAGAUUAUGAAAGCCACCUGCUGCGUGAGAACACAGAACUGGCCCAGCCCCUCAGGAAAGAGCCUGAGAUAAUCACGGUGACCCUAAAGAAGCAGAAUGGAAUGGGUCUGAGCAUCGUUGCAGCAAAGGGUGCUGGUCAGGACAAACUGGGAAUAUAUGUCAAGUCUGUUGUGAAAGGAGGUGCUGCAGAUGUGGAUGGACGGCUAGCUGCAGGUGACCAGCUUCUUAGUGUGGAUGGACGAAGUCUGGUUGGACUCUCUCAGGAAAGGGCAGCAGAACUAAUGACAAGAACAAGUUCUGUGGUUACACUUGAAGUUGCAAAGCAAGGUGCCAUCUAUCACGGACUGGCCACCCUUCUUAACCAGCCAUCUCCUAUGAUGCAUAGAAUUUCAGAUCGCCGUGGUUCAGGUAAACCCCGCCCAAAGAGUGAAGGCUUUGAACUUUAUAAUAAUUCUGCUCAAAAUGGGUCCCCAGAGAGUCCUCAGCUGCCUUGGACAGAAUACAGUGAACCAAAGAAAUUGCCUGGUGAUGACAGACUGAUGAAAAAUAGAGCCGAUCACCGUUCCAGCCCCAAUGUGGCAAAUCAGCCCCCCAGUCCUGGUGGGAAGAACACAUAUACCUCUGGAACAGCAGCUAAGAUAACAUCUGUCUCCACGGGAAACCUCUGCACCGAGGAGCAGAGCCCUCCACCUAGACCUGAAGCCUACCCCAUUCCAACUCAGACAUAUACCAGAGAGUAUUUUACCUUCCCAGCUUCCAAAUCCCAGGAUCGGAUGGCUCCGCCUCAGAACCAAUGGCCAAAUUAUGAUGAUAAGCCACACGUGCACACAGAUAGUAAUCAUUCCAGUAUUGCAAUUCAGCGUGUAACCCGUUCCCAGGAAGAGCUUCGGGAAGAGAAAGCUUACCAAGUUGAGCGACAUAGAGUAGAAGCCACCAUGGAUGGAAAGUGUGAUAGCGAUAUGUGGAUCAAUCAGAGCUCCUCGGUAGAAUCCAGUACAUCCAGCCAAGAGCACCUGAACCAUUCUUCCAAGUCAGUCACCCCUGCUUCCACCCUGACCAAAAGUGGCCCUGGCCGUUGGAAAACCCCAGCAGCAAUACUGCCUACCCCAGUGGCUGUCUCCCAGCCCAUUAGAACAGACCUGCCUCCACCACCCCCUCCACCUCCUGUCCACUAUGCCAGUGACUUUGAUGGGAUGCCAGUGGACUUGCCACUCCCGCCCCCUCCUGCCAGUCAGGGGGGAGUCCAGUCAGCACAGGUGGCUGCUGCAGAGAGGAAGAAGAGGGAGGAGCACCAGCGCUGGUAUGAGAAGGAGAAGGCUCGCCUGGAAGAGGAGCGCGAGAGAAAGCGCAGGGAGCAGGAACGGAAAUGGGGGCAAAUGAGAACACAGUCCUUGAACCCCACUUCUUUCUCUCCUGUGGCCGCCCAGCAAGUGAAGCCAGAAAAGCCUUCCACACUGCAGAGGUCCCAGGAAACAGUUAUUCGAGAGCUGCAGCCCCAGCAACAGCCUCGUACCAUCGAGCGCAGAGACCUGCAGUACAUCACCAUCAGCAAAGAGGAGCUGUCCUCUGGGGACAGCCUGUCUCCAGACCCCUGGAAGCGAGACGCCAGGGAGAAGCUAGAGAAGCAACAGCAGAUGCACAUUGUGGACAUGCUGAGCAAGGAAAUCCACGAGCUGCAGAACAAGGCUGACCGCACCGCAGAGGAGAGUGACCGCCUGCGGAAGCUUAUGCUGGAGUGGCAGUUUCAGAAGAGACUCCAAGAGUCUAAGCAGAAGGACGAGGAUGAUGAGGAGGAGGAAGACGAUGAUGUGGACACCAUGCUGAUCAUGCAGCGCCUUGAGGCUGAGCGGAGAGCCAGGCAGACUGCUAUGCCAGCAAUCUCUGUUCUAGAUUUGUUACAGGAUGAGGAGCGCAGGCGUCAGCAGCAGUUGGAAGAGAUGCGCAAACGUGAAGCAGAAGACCGAGCAAAACAAGAAGAAGAUCGGCGUCGGCAGGAGGAGGAGCGAGUAAAGAGAGAUGCUGAAGAAAAGAGGCGACAGGAAGAAGGAUAUUACAGCCGCCUAGAAGCCGAAAGACGCAGACAACAUGAGGAAGCCACGCGAAGGGUGCUGGAGCCCGAGGACCCUGGGCUGUGCCGACCUCCACUUCCACGGGACUAUGAGCCCCCAGCCUGUGCUCCUGGCGCCCCUCCUCCCCCGCCUCAGCGAAAUGCCUCCUACCUCAAAACACAGGUCCUCUCCCCAGACUCGCUGUUCACUGCCAAGUUUGUUGCGUACAAUGAGGAGGAGGAGGAGGACUGCGGCCCAGCAGGACCACACACUUUCAUGGAGUCUGCUGGGACAGUUACAGGAACUCAUGACGCGUCUAGGGAGUCCAGAGAGAAGCAUGCUAGAAGCCAAGAUACAGACAUACCUGGCAGCUCUGGAGCCCCUGAAAGCCUGACCUUCAAGGAGCGCCAGCGCCUCUUCUCACAGGGACAAGACGUGUCUGACAAAGUGAAAGCUUCUCGUAAAUUAACAGAACUUGAAAAUGAACUGAACACCAAGUGAGAAGAGGAGCAGCGUACCUUGUAGUCACAAGUCUCCCCCAGUGGUGGUUGGCAGGGUGAGCCUGAAGAAGAGGGACAGGUUACAUUUCUGAGUAACUUCUGAUUACCGUUUCUAAAACAGUUGUGAUUUGGACAUUCUCUGGUUCCAGGAGUAUUAUUUAUAUUAAUUAGCAGUUGUCACUUGUACAUGUAAGCUCUGACCAAUUCUGGUGGUCAGACUCUCACGAAGGUGUCGUCGUCGUCGUCAUUGCUGUGGGCUUCUUUGUGGAGUUGUGGGCUCAGGGCAGAAGAAAGGGCAAUACGGCCAUGGGUGUUUCCUCCUGUCCUCCUCCAUAGUCAAUCCAAGGACCAUAGCUCAAGAAUGUCUGUGACUGUUCUUUCUCCAAAAUUUGUUUUGACUCAACUACCCCGACCACAAUAUUGUCUAGUGGAAACAGUCUAUCUGCAAGAGCAAGGACUUUGAACCCAGAGCCACUCUGUGCCUCUCGGUGACUGUCCUGGGAACCUAAUAAAAUGUGCCCCAGGCAGCUAGCAUGGAGCUUCCCUUAGGCAGGGUGUACAGCCAGCCCCUUUGCUCCUAACAAGUGUGAGCCUCCUGAUCAAUUCUAAAUGUUUGAUUAAGUUAAAUAUCUGCUCAAUAUUUGAUUUUGAGUAUUCUUAAGAAAAUGUUGAUUUAAUCUUAAGGGAUUUUAUUUUUAUAAAUGUCAGAUUGUUGGACCAAUCAUUGGUGGAAACUGAAGACGACAGUUAUGUCAGAAAGGUGACUGAUAGUUCAGGUAUUCUUAGGAGUCUCCACAUAGCCCUCUAGCUGAACAGGGAUCCAAACAUCUGAGAAGAAUGAAAGAGUCAUAGGUGACAGUCAGAACUGUCUAAGGAACUAUAAAUUGGGAAAAGAGAUUUACAAGGAUAUGCUAUCAGAAAAGGAAUUAAAUCACUGUGCCAUCUGUAACUUAAAUAUGAGACUAGCUCAUGGUAGUUCAGGUUCUUGUCUCCUGACAGUACAGUGGGUUCUUGAACUCACGAGUUACGUGUGAGCGCUGUCCUCCCUGCAGCUCUGUGGGCAUGUGACUGAGGACGGGGACACAGACCUCAGUGUAUUUAUGUUGUGUGAUGUUGAAAAGGUAAAUGACUUUGUGACUUGAAGCACACUUCCUAUUGGACAAAGCCCUAAUGUGGGUCCAGAUGAUCUUUUUGUACCAUACUGCUCUCUUACAGACCUGCAUGUCAGGAAAAUCUGCACACUUUCAAAUAGAAGAGAGGCAUUUGCCACCCUAGAAGCCACUUUUAGUAAGAGUUGUAUGAUAAAUCAUUGAAAGUGCAAGUGUAAAUAUUUUUUUAUGUGUAUCAGGUUUCUUAUUUGAAAGUGUGCCUCCACCAUUUCCUCUGUAAGAGAGUCUAGUGGUCCUGAGAGUUGAUGAAGGAUUUGCACGCUUGCCUGGGAAAUGCAAGCUCCUCCUGGUGUCCAGAGAACACUGGCAGCCUGCAGGGUACAUCCACACUUCCCUAGAGAAGAGCAUGCAGAUGUGUGUGCAAAGACAGACCCACACAAAAUCUGUGUGUCUGUGCAUGGGAACAUCUGUGUGUGUGCUUAUAAAACCCAUAGUGAAGGAGACGUGGCCAUCCCUGGACAGUGAGGUCAAAUGUGAACGUGUGUAAGAGCACAUUUUGCAAUGUGCGUUGCUAUGGUAACAUCCAAACUGCUGUAGUUUUCCAUUUCUACUGUAUUUCAGUUGCAACCUAUUUUUAAUAAACUUUGUAUCUAUUUAAGUGUA